GCAACCACGGUAAGGUUAUCUGCGAUGCCAACGCCAAACAAGAAAGGGGCGAGAGGCCGCAAAAAGCUUCGGAAUGGAAACACGCUGAGCUUAGAAGGGGAGAAACCAGCAGAGCUGUUGACACACCUAAAAGGGCAAACACAGAAACAACGGAAAUUGAUGUUUGACCAAGUCACAGCUCCGUCCAGAAUCAACUGUAAAGGGUUUUUGGAGAAUCGGGCUCGUAACCGUGUUCCUGUACCAAUACAUGAGAAGAAACGAGUGCAGCUGACGGUGGUAAAAGAGGGUGACUCUGAAUAUUUCCCUGCCACAUAUGCUUGUUGUGAGCGAGAUGACUAUAUCUUAACGGAAGCGCCUACAAAAGAAAACUAUCAAGACUUCUGGCGAAUGGUCUGGAGGGAUGGCUGCAAAAUUUGUGUAUCACUGAGUGAGAAACUAAGCGAUACCGAUGCAAAGUUAUGCUAUCCAUAUUGGCCUAUGAAAGAAGGAGAGAAGAUGGUAACAGGAGGAAAUCGAUUUGUGAUAGAAUGUCAGAAGAAGAGUGAUGGCAAAGGAUACUCUAUCUAUGAUCUCCAGCUAUCAAGUACAGACCCUUCAGUAGACACAAGCGCAAGUAGAUUGUCAUCACCGCAGAAGGAUGAACAGGAAGAAGAACACAGCGGGAAGAAAGGCCGGCCGCUAACCCUCAUGCACUAUGAGUCGUGGCCAACAGACACUUGGCCAGAUCUCGACAUACUUGGAAAAUUUGUGCAAGCACUUUCCCAUCGAGAAAUUCAAGUCAUGAGAAAGUCGUUGGACAAUUACAUUCCACCUGUGGUUAUUCAGAGUUACGAUGGCCUUGGCAGAGCUCCCGUAAUCUGGGUUUCUACCAUUUUGAUGAAAGAUAUAGAGAAGAAGGAGUGCUUUGAUGUGGAAGACCUUGCUAAGAAAUGCGCUAGGAUUAGGCCUGGUGCAUUCUACAAGAGAGUUCACUUCUGCAUAGUCAUAGCUUUGGCGUUUCGGCUGUCUUCACUAGGUGGAUGGAGCACUCUUGCAGAUGCACGCAAGAAAAUCAACGACAUACAACAGGCAUAUGAAGCAAGUUUAAAAAACUAAGUGCAGGGCAACAUUGAUCGUUACAAUACAUAUUCGAAUAAAUAUCCUGAG
Molecule: messenger RNA, 1146 nt
Organism: Cylicocyclus nassatus
Lineage: Eukaryota; Metazoa; Nematoda; Chromadorea; Rhabditida; Strongylidae
Source: the annotation of a GenBank genome assembly